AACAUCAUCAGCAGGCUUCCCGCAAGAAUAUUUCGAGCCUUCAUUCAAUUACUUCAAUCACAAUGGCCCUCGCACGCCCGUUUCCUCCGCUCCUGCACACCCUCUUCCCCGCCUUCAAUGCCCCCGUUCGACCCGUCCUGAACCUCCCUCUCCUUCAGCGCCUGUCGCAGUCCUUCCCCACAAUACUCUCCCCAUUCGCUGCGCUCGUCCUGCCCCCACUCUCGCUGCCGUCAAUACCCUCGAUAUCGGACAUCUGGGAAGGCAUUCUGAAAGCCGUGCCGAAGAAGAAGACGUCCUACCGUAAGAAGAGACAGAGGUUUCUAGCUGGCAAAGGAUUGAGAGACAUCACAUCACUGAACACGUGCUCAGCUUGCGGCAGGGUGAAGCGUGCACAUUACCUGUGUCCUUACUGCGUAUAUGCGGUCAAGACCAAGAUCUUCGGACUAAGCCUGGUGAAGACACCCAAGAAGAAGGAACUGAGGGCGAUGAGACGAGAGAAGAUUGAGGAAAGGAGGAAUGCUCGCCGGAACCAGAAUGGUCCCAAGAAGAGGUUCGACAGAGAUGACGACGACAUAUAAAACAAAAUAGACGUGGACUAAUACUGGGAUAAAGAGAACAGUAGUGGAUUGCGCUGUACAAUUUUGUGACAUUAUACUUGGGAAGGCACCUCAUUGGCAGAGCGCUUCUUGCACCUGUAACAGUAGCAUGCAUGUGGUCAUGGUAUUUGUGGUCGAAUCAGGAAGUAGCAGGGGUGGUGGAUACUUCGUGCAUAGUGAGGCAUGCAGUUCUCGAGCCCAGAUGUCAUGAUUCGACCCACUUCAGCCAAAUCUAAGCAAACUACUGCCAUGCAUGGGAAAGAAGCCGAACUCCAAGAUCCACUCUUCGAAUUGUGGACGUCAUGCCGCGAUCCGCUGAAACCCAUUUACCCGCCAUGAUAGCCAGAUAUGCAG
Lindgomyces ingoldianus is the source of this 950-nucleotide messenger RNA. RefSeq lists its product as uncharacterized. The coding region runs from base 63 to 578 and encodes 171 amino acids. Gene Ontology annotation, cellular component: mitochondrial large ribosomal subunit. Gene Ontology annotation, biological process: translation. Lineage: Eukaryota; Fungi; Ascomycota; Dothideomycetes; Pleosporales; Lindgomycetaceae. The transcript has 2 exons. Gene Ontology annotation, molecular function: structural constituent of ribosome. The record is from RefSeq and is a predicted model, not a curated record.